Messenger RNA from Caenorhabditis angaria, 2299 nucleotides. Lineage: Eukaryota; Metazoa; Nematoda; Chromadorea; Rhabditida; Rhabditidae. The record is from the annotation of a GenBank genome assembly.
AUGCAACUCAUUUUAUUUUUAUUUCUUAUACCGUAUGUAGUCGCUUUCACUUGGCAGGUAAAUUGAAAAUAUUUCUUGUGUUGACUUUUUUCAAAUUAAAUAUAUUUCAGGAUGUAUUCACAACUUCUGAUAGCAUUCUAGGACUGAAAAACAUUACGGAUCAAUGUGCAAAUGAUACUUCAAUUUGGAUUUCUUCAUUAGAAAAAAUCGGAAAAAUUACAUCAGAUUGUUUAAAACAUAAAAUAUGUAACCCGCUGGAAUUGCUUACUUUGAAAAAUGAUUUGUUUGCCAUUCAACGUAAGAACUUAUUUUUCUAAUUUUCAUCAGUUUACUUUUUUUAGAACUUGAUGCAUUUGCAAAGUUUCCUGUAGCUGGAGUUCUAGAAGGUCGAGUUGUUUAUGAUGGUUCUUAUCAAGAAUGUGAACGUGUGAGCGGCAAGAAAUACGAGACAAACUAUUGUUAUCUUGUAUUGAGACCUGGUAAAGUAUGUCCUUUCAUUGAACUUUCUUAACCUAAUCAAAAACAAAAACAAAAAACAGAACGCUGAUUGCAAUUCCGGUCUCAUGGGAAACAUUUCAAUUAUUCGAACAGCGGUUUGUAUGCCAAAAUCAUGCGGGAAAAAUGAUUUGGCAACAAUAUUCAAUCAAUUGACACCAUUGCCACUAACAGCUUGUUCAGCUUACUGUUCUAGUUUGGAUAUUGAAAAGGAUACGCCAUUUUGGGGAUUCACUAUAUUUAUGUGUGUUAUGGUGGGAAUCGCACUUUUAGCAACACUAGUCGAUUUUGUGAGAGAAAAAUCAUUUGGAAUAUCAAGUCAGAAAGAGAAAAUACUUCCUUUGAAAAUCCUUCUAGCAUUUUCUUUUUGGACAAAUGCAGGACAACUUCUUGCAGUCAAAGAACAGAAGCCUGGAUAUAUAAAAUCUUUGGAUUGCAUCAGAGCAAUUUCAAUGUCUUGGGUAGUUGCUGGACAUGGCUUGACUUAUAUAAUGUUCUCAGAAAACUUGUUACCUGUUACAACACUUCCAAAGAAAUUCUGGAAUCAUCUUAUUACAAAUGCUGUAUUUUCAGUCGACACAUUUUUCUUGCUUUCUGGAAUUGUUCUCUCAUACAUGUUUUUCAAAGAAAGGCCAAAGGGAAGAGUUAUGCGAAGUCCAGUAACCUGGAUAAUGUAUUAUAUUCAUCGAUAUUUACGACUGACUCCACCAAUGAUGAUUUUCAUUGGAUUUUUCACGGUUUAUGCGCCUUAUAUUCAAGGACCAUUUGCAGCAUCAACAGAAAGUUUGUAAAUUCUUUAGAAAUCUUGAACUAACCCCUCAACUUUCAGAUGAAAUGUUGACCCAAACCGAAGUUUGUAAAACAAUGUGGUGGCAGAAUCUUUUAUACAUCAACAAUUUUAACAGUCAAUCAAGUGUAAGCGUUCUGUUCAUUUUUCUUGAAAAUUAUUUUCUUAUUUCAGUGCUAUGCUAUAACUUGGUAUCUUGCUGUUGAUACUCAACUCUACAUUAUUGCUCCGAUUCUAAUAAUUGCAUUAUAUUUUUCAUUUACUGCUGGUGCUUUGUUAACUCUUGCUGGCUGUAUCGGAAGUAUAAUCACGGUUUAUAUUUUAUAUGGAAUUUACGAUUUGCCGGCCACAUUUUUCGGAAAUGGGGAUGUUCUCGAUUUCAACAACUUGAUGUAUGAUAAACCAUGGAUCAGAUGCACUCCAUAUUUAAUAGGAAUACUUGUUGGUUAUCUUAUCGCAGUUUACGGGAAAAGAAAAAUUCGAUUGAAUUGGGUUGCAAGUGUUACACUUUGGAUUGUUGCAGUCAUUAUUGCAGCGGCUUGUUUAUUUUCAACAUUUCAAAAUGACAAAGGUGUCAAAUGGAGUGUAUUCGAGAGAGCCACUUAUUAUAAUUUAUCAAGGAUUGGUUGGUCAUUGGCAGUGUCUUGGGUGAUUGUUGCAAAUCAUAUGGGCUGGGGUGGACCAAUUGAUAAUUUCAUGUCUCAUCCUAUUUGGCAACCGUUUGGUCGAUUAUCUUAUUGCGCAUAUUUGGUUCAUUGGAUGGUUCUUUAUUAUUUCUUAAAUCUAAGCGAUCAACCAAUUCAUUAUUACUCAAUUAUUUUAAUGAUUUCGCAUAUUGCUAUUCCAGCCACUAUUUUGUCUUAUAUUGCUGCUUUCUUUUGGAGUUGUUUAUUUGAAGUCCCAGUUUUAAAAUUGGAAAAACUACUAUUCUCUGGUUUGAUGAAUGGUGAAACAAAGAAAGUUGAACCGAUCGAAAAUGGAAUCUCGGAAAAAGAAAUAGAGAAAACUAGGAUCUGA